AUGUCUUCCAACUGCUGUCAUGGCCCCACAGAUGUUUGCAAUGAGAACUGUGUGAGUGAUUUGGUUAUCUAUGGGCAUUCUUGUGCGAGCCUUUGUACAUCAACCUAA
Molecule: messenger RNA, 108 nt
Organism: Chondrus crispus (carragheen)
Lineage: Eukaryota; Rhodophyta; Florideophyceae; Gigartinales; Gigartinaceae
Exons: 1
Coding region: 1-108 (35 amino acids)
Source: RefSeq, a predicted model, not a curated record